Messenger RNA from Haliotis rufescens (red abalone), 2100 nucleotides. RefSeq lists its product as uncharacterized. The coding region runs from base 25 to 492 and encodes 155 amino acids. The record is from RefSeq and is a predicted model, not a curated record. NCBI's taxonomy places the organism in Eukaryota, Metazoa, Mollusca, Gastropoda, Lepetellida, Haliotidae. The transcript has 7 exons.
UGUGAUGUGUCUGGUUUUAGGGCAAUGGAGGUGUUUAUAGUGCCAUUGACGGACAACAUCCAAGAUACCAAUGUAAUUUACUUGAGUAAAACCAACUGCUUUGGUGCAGGCAUUCUAGCAGGAAUAAUGAUGAUAUUAACAGGAAGCACAGCAAUAAGAGCGUCCAUCAGCAAACGAGCUUCAACAGUAUACCGCUUCUACAACCUGACCAUGCUGACACUAGCUCUCUACGUGGCAUUGACCAUCUUCCUCAUAACAGCCUACGGGCUGGGCUGGACAGUCAAGUCCAACUACCCACCAAAUACUCACAUCCAUGAAGUCCACAUCUUCAUGACAAUUAGCACAGUGCUGGGUCUGUUGUUUGUCACGUCAGCAUUUGUCAAGUACUAUGACCUUGUGUUUUGUGGCGAGAUGCAGCUCGGCAAGAAGUGGCUGGAGUGUCUAUGUUGCUGCUUCAACAGGCGGUUACUACCAACACAGUAUCAACAUUGAUAUAAAGUUUUUUACAAGGGUGGUCGCAAACACAUUCCAGAAUGGCUGCAAGAGGAAGCCAGCCUGCAGGCCUACCCAUAUAGAUCCCCAGCACUCGGUCCUCCCGCUUUUGCUGUCUACGUGUCCACUGAUGUGUUCUGUGCUCAAAGAUACCAUUCAGAACACAGAUACACAAUGAAGAGAGAGCAGAGUUAUCUGCCCUUACUAAUAGCUAUUACAUGUGAUAUGUUUGUUUCACGUUUGAGUCUUCCCUGGAUGAAAUAUUCUUAUGGGACUUGAAAAACUGUCUGGUAUUAUGUAUGUUCAUCAUUACGAAAAUAGAUUCAUACCUUUAGUUUCUAUCAAUCUCAUUAAAAUGGGAUGUCCUCAGAUCUUUGUUUAGCAGUAGCGAGAACUAAGAUCUGAUUUUGAUGAGAUUGAGUUUCUUUUGAAUUGGACACUGUACACUAAAAAGAGACUGGGGGGAAACAUUGUCAAGUGGGAUUCAAAUUAUAUUUUUUUUAGUUUUGUCAAACUUGUGUUUUAGUUCCAAGUUUGAAAAAUGCACUUUCAGCAAUGACAUUUAAUUGAAAUUGAAACAUUUGAAAAGAGAUGUUUAAUGUAUGCUGUUUAUCUAUAUCCAAUCUUAUUUAAGUUAUAGAAAUCAGUAAGUAUUGUUAUUUUUUAUAUCAUGUUGUUUUAUCCGUCAAUCACACAAACAGUACAGAUUGAUACCUGUGACUGCCUUAUAUAGAUACAAAACUAAACUAAAUUUCCUGUCACUUUUCCUUCUGCUAUGUGAUACAGGUCAGUGCUCAUAUUUUAGGUGGUUUCUGGGUCCUUAAUGUUUGCUGCUAUAGCAUGUGAAUGUGGGACACCUUAAAUAAUGGUUAACUUUAGGUUCUGACAAUACCGCUUUAGUUUUACGCUGAAUUUAGAACACUGCAUGUCCACACACAAGGAAAUCUCCACCGCCAUAGAAUGCAAAAUGUUUAUAUGUUCUUGUACUGGGUAUAAAUGAAUUUUGAUAACUUAAAAAAAAAUUUGUUGGACUGUUUUAUAUUUGUAAAUUAUUUCUUUUAGAAAUGUUGAGAAAUGUAAUUAUGCAUCUUCCAGUGGCAAAAGUGUUUACUUAAUACCAGUAACCUUUGCCACGGGAAGAUGGUAAUUAUGUAUCUAACUUUAGUUCAUCACACUUUGUGAUAUACUGUGGCAUUUGAUCAUUUGUAAUCUUUAUUUAUGUUUAACAACAUCUGUCUAAUGUUCUUAUUAAUUGUUUGCAUCACAUAUAUACAUGCAAUUAUUUAGUUGUAGUUUGUUUACACUUAUGUUUUUGUUUGUAUCCUGCACAUGCAGCAUUUGUAUGUGUGAUGUGACUGUCAUGGUUCAUGAAAAUCAGGACUCUCAUGGGCAUUUCAUGCUUGGAAGAGAAGUAUUGGGAAGACAGCGUGAUUACAACCUGUGAUCUCACUGACUGUGUGUCAUCAUACUUUGAUAGUGUCAAUCCGUUUUCAUGCUGUUCUCCCCUGGUAUCCCUGGCCCUAAUGACUGAACCCAACUAUGUGUAUGGUGGUUUUCAUAGGGAUGUAUCUAGGGUUCCAAAUAAUUGCCCUUUAACAGGCAAAUUGG